GAAGAAGAGCUCCAACCACUCUCAGGUCAGGACAGAAAUGCAGGGCGAUGAGGCCAGGAUUUUGCUAGGAUUUUCCCCGGAUUCUCGCCCAACACUCCCUCAGAUUAAGGCAGCUUACAGGAAGAAAGUAUGGGAGUCUCAUCCUGACCUGUUUCCAGCUCACGAGAAGUCUCAGGCAGAGUCAAAGUUCAAAUUGAUUUCGGAAGCAUACACUUGCCUGCUCCCUGGUAAUUCUCCUUUUUCAGUGUAUACUAUUAGAAAAUUAAGAGUACUUCAUUGUGUCAUGGUUUGCAAACUCUCAAAUGGCCUAUACAGGAAUCAGAUAAUGCAUUUGUUUUAACAUUUUUAUUUUUUUUGGAAAAUAAGUUUGUGUUAUUGAGAAUGACUGGAACUCAUUGUUCCACUAUCCACUUUAUGUUGCUGCAUACUUCCUCAAUCAAUCAUAUCAAUACUGUUCAAAUUUUAAAAUGGUAUGGGAAUAGUGAGUUUAUCCUUUUUCUCUUUAGUUAAAUCUUCCAAUCUGCCACUCUUAAUUUCAUGUUUCCUUCAUACUACUGAAGAAUCAUGAAGUAAUAUGUGGUCUAAAUGAGUGCAUCAUUCGACUAGAAGCAAACAAUGGAAAAAGGAUUUCAUCAUCAAUGCAGAUACCUGAUUUUGCACAAAAGCUGAUUUUGGCACUGAUUUAGCAAUAAGUACCUGAAGCGAACUUGAUCCAGUAGCUGCAUGGUGGCAAUAACAUGGAAUAAAGUGCUUAGAGCUACAAAGGAUUGCCAUAUGAAUUCUAAGCCAGACAUGGUCAUUACUUGAGUGUGAGCAUACCUGUAGUAUUUAUGAUGAAGUUCACAGUAUUUAUGAUGAAGUUCACAGUAUUUAUGAUGAAGUUCACAGCAGAAGGCACAACUGUUUAUCUCAAAAGAGGUGGCAUGGUUAUACCGAUGAUCAUGACAACUUGCAAUUGAGAGAAUGCCAAAUUGGAAGAAAGCCUGAUGAAGUUGAUUUCCUUUGAUAGUGCCAUGUUAGAAAACAUAUUGGAUGACUGGCUUGUGGAGUCAGAGGAGUCAGAGAAACAAGCCAUGCAAGAAAAUGAGGAGAUUAUUUACAAUGAUGUGGAACAUUUGUGGGAGACAAUAUGGAUGAACAUGAGAAUGAAGAAAGAGGACCUUCAGAAAUGGUCAUAACCAAUUUUGUUGAACCUUUGGAUAUUAAUCCUGCUGCUGGAGCUGUUACCACUGAUAGUCUUGAUUUUUUUGAUGAUGAUCUAACAGAUUAAUAAUUGAUCUCUAUGUGGCUCAUCAAACUCGGAGUAAGCUGUGAAAUACCCAUAUAUGAUAAUUGGUUUAUUGAUGGGAAAGUAAUUUCUUGUUGUCAAAGACAACAAUUUACCUUGUACUCUCUUUAAGUUUCGUGUGCGAUAUAUAAUAAUGCUAUUUAUAUUUUCUCUAUUGACCUGGUUGUAUUUUGGUUUCUCUUCUUCUCUGUUGAUGCAAAUUCUUUUGUAGGUAAGGUAUUUGUCUGGUGGCUGGGACAGAAUGAAUUCUAUCUAGCCCAUGCUCUCUCUAUUAAUUAUACUUCUUUUUUAGUCUUUUUUUCAUGGAUGUCAUGUUUACCUUCAUGGAAUACACAAAAUGAUUUUAGGUGGGAUUGAGUUUGCAAACCAUGAUCACAGUCUAUCUGUCUUUGUUUUUUGCUUAUGACUUGACAUGCUUUGUUAUGAUGGGAAAGAUUGAAAUGAGAAUCUCUUGUUUGCGUGCUACUAAAUCUCCAUGUAAUUAUCAUUGCAGGUGCAGGGCGAGAAGGUUCAGCUUCAGCUACAUAUGCACAUGUUGUCAGAACAGGAGUACCAAAGGCUAGUGGAGGAAGAAGAAAUCAUGCUUUGAUUAGAGUUCCUUUCCUUCUCCUUGUUCUGGGAACGGUAGGACUUGGGGGAUUGAUUGCCACCAGAGCUUAUAGAAAGCAAAAGGAGGCAAAUCCUUCUCACAACCCAUUUCUUCCCUGACUUGUACAUACGCAAGGGCUGAAAAAAUGUUUGAUGCAAUUUCAUUAUGAGAGGUUGGGUAAAUUUUCGGCCACAUUUUUUGUGUUAUGCCAAUCAUCCCAUAAGUAAGAAAAAAAUUUGUCAUGUCCUGUUCAUUUAUUGUUAAGAGUCAUAAGUAUCCUUCAUUAUGAACAUUUAUUGCUUUUAUUAUUAUUCUUUAAUAUUCAGCAACCAUACUGAGCUAUGUGUUGUCUAAUGGAAGUUAUUUGCAUUCUCCUGAAUGGUAUCAAGUGUUAUGAGUUGUCACCGAAAAAAGAAAAAGUAUCAUGCAUU
Messenger RNA from Rubroshorea leprosula, 2308 nucleotides. The record is from the annotation of a GenBank genome assembly. NCBI's taxonomy places the organism in Eukaryota, Viridiplantae, Streptophyta, Magnoliopsida, Malvales, Dipterocarpaceae.